UGCCAGUACUGGGGCGCAGGGGAGCCCCGGGCUGGGGCCACUCUGCAGGGGCUUGUGCCCACUGGAGCUGGGGGGUAGCCAUUCCAGCCUAGGUCCCCUCCCCACAGGGUCUCUGCCUGCCUCCUGUCUGGGUGAGGAGGGGUGACGGCUCUGGUGCAACUGUAUCCCAAAUCAUGGCCUGAGCAGGCGGCCAGCCUCCAGACCUGGACUCCCUGGCCUGUCCAGUGGAACCAGGAUCAAGGAUGCUGGAGCUAGGGAGGCUCAGAGGAGGCGGGGGAGAGUGUCCUGGCAUCCAGUGCCCAGGGCAGUUGGGGGGGCUCCCACCCUUACCACUUCCUGUGCCCUUCAGACUCCAUCCCUCAGCCCUGGAUGUGCCAGGGCUGCAGUGGAGGGAGGGGAGGGGGGCUGUGACCAGUGUGGAGAGGAGCUGCCGUCUGAGUGGGGCUCUUCCUGCUUCUAAGGUCUGAGACUGUUGGGGUGAUCGGUGUUGGGUGGCUUGGGCCUUGUUGAUAAGGGGUGGCUGGUGGUUGGGAUGUGGAGAUCUGGGGAAAGUUGGCAGAGGAAUGGCUGUGGGAGACUGAGCCUGUGAGCUAGAGAUCAUUGGCAGAGCUGGAGGGGUUUAGAAAGAUGGAUGUGUGCACGUGAGUGGGAACGUGAUGCCUGAGUGAAAACUUCUGAGCCCUGGGCCCUUGCCAAAGGCUGGGGGGGGAGCAGUGACCUUUCCGAGGUCAGAGUGGGCAUGCCAGGCAUCCCAGGGGCUCCAUGGCUUCCCUCGCCCCUUCUCUCCGGCCCAGGCCAGGCAUGAGGGCCUCCAUCUUCUCCCCAGGGGAGGGGGAUCCUGGGCACCCUGGCCCGGCUGACAGCGCCUUCUCCGCAGAUGCCAGGCUGGUGUCGGAGCAGUUUUCGCAGGCCCCGCAGAAGCUGGCUUUCUACAGCUGGUAUGGCAGCGCCAGGCUCUUCCACUUCCGGGUACCCCCAGACACAGUGCUGCUGCGCUGGCUGCUGCAGGUGUCCAGGGGCAGUGGCCCCACCUGCACCAACGUGGAGAUCACCGUGUACUUCCGCUAUGGUGCCCCUCCCGUCAUCAACCCACUGGGCACCAGCUUCCCUGACAACACCUCCGUUCAGCCCUCCUUCUUCCUCAAGAUGCUGCACAGCAACGCCUCCAUCAACAUCUCCCACCCAGCACCCGGGGACUGGUUUGUGGCCGCCCACCUGCCCCCCUCAUCCCAUAAGAUUGAGGUGAAGGGCUUUGUUCCCACCUGUGCCUACAUCUUCCAGCCUGACAUGCUGGUCGUGCGAGUGGUCGAGGUCUCCAUCCUGGAGCCUGACGUGCCUCUUCCACAGACCCUUCUCUCCCACCCCAGCUACCUCAAGGUCUUCGUCCCCGAGUACACCCAGGAGCUGCGGCUGGACCUGCAGGGCUGUGCGUCCAACGGGAGCCUGGGCUGCCCUGUGCGCCUCACCGUGGGCUCGGCCACCCUGCCUGGAAACUUCCAGAAGGUGCUCACCUGCAGCGGCCCCACCCAGGCCUGCCACCUGCUGCUGCCCUCACCACCCUGGGACCGGUGGCUGCAAGUGACGGCCAAGAGCCUUGCCGGGCCCCGUGUGUCCGUGGCUUUCAGUGCUGUGGCUGCCCUCACAGCCUGCAGGCCGUGGAGUGUGAACUUCCAGCACCUUCUGCAGAGCAGCCCAAACCAGAGCAGCAACGCCUCCACUGGUCUGCUGCCCCCGACCCCCAGCUACCAGGACCUGGACCGGAGGGGCAGGGUGGGCGGCGGCUCCUUCUGCCUCAGGAGCUUCCCCGUCCUGCGGGAAGACGUGGACGUGGUAUCUGUGCGCUUCCAGCCCCUGGACAGGGUCUCGGUGCUCGUGCAGUCGGACAUGCCCUCGGUGAUGCGGCUGAACCUCAACACAGGCAUGGACAGCGGGGGCUCCCUCACCAUCUCCAUGUGGGUCAACAAGACUGCGAUUGCCAACACCUCAGUGGUAGCCUGUGUGACUGCUGCCUCACCCUUGCUCAGCUUCAACGCUUCGCUCAGCUGCACCACAGGUAUAGGUGGCAUCCGGCCCAGGGACCAGCAGGCCUUCUGGCUCCCUAUGACCAGGCCUUCCUCCUCCCCUGCAGCCUUCUUCCAGGGCCACCCCCUGUCUCUGAAUGCCUCUUCUCCCACGGCCAACCUCAUCAUCCCCUACCCAGAGACAGACAACUGGUACCUCUCCCUGCAGCUCAUGUGCCCUGAGAGACCUGAGGAGUGUGAGCAGGCCUCGGUCCUCGUGGAGACCACCUUGAACUUGGUGCCCUGCUUGAAUGACUGUGGACCCUACGGCCAGUGCCUCCUGCUGCGCAGACAUGGCUACCUGUAUGCGGGCUGCAGCUGCAAGGCAGGCUGGCGUGGGUGGAGCUGCACAGACAACAGCACAGCCCAGACGGCGGCCCAGCAGAAGGCGGCUGCCCUCUUGCUUACCCUGAGCAACCUCGUGUUCCUGGCCCCCAUCGCCAUCUCCGUGCACCGCUCCCUCCUGGUGGAGGCCUCCGUCUACGCCUACACCAUGUUCUUCUCCACGUUCUACCAUGCCUGCGACCAGCCGGGUGAAGCGGUGCUGUGCAUCCUCAACUAUGACACACUGCAGUACUGCGACUUCCUGGGCUCUGGAGUGUCCAUCUGGGUCACCGUCCUCUGCAUGGCCCGGCUGAAGGCUGCCCUGAAAUACGUUCUGUUUCUCCUGGGCGCUCUGGUCUUCGCCAUGUCCUUGCAGCUGGACCGCAGGGCCGCCUGGAACACAAUGGGGCCUUGCCUCUUUGCCAUUGUGGUCAUGGUCACCAUGUGGGUGUACCGCUGCGGGCGCCGGCGCCACUGCUACCCCCCCUCCUGGCAACGCUGGGUCUUCUACCUCCUGCCCGGCAUCUCCAUGGCCGCUGUGGCCAUCACCAUCUACACUUCCAUGAUGACCAGCGACAACUAUUACUAUACCCACAGCAUCUGGCACAUGCUGCUGGCAGGGAGCGCAGCCUUCUUGCUGCCACCACGUGAACAGCACACCAAGCCCUGGGCCUGCUCCCAGAAGCUCACCUGCCACUAUGAGAUCUGCAAGAACCACCGGGACGAGCUGUACACAGUGACAUGACACAGCCAGCUUGGGGACGUCUGCAGCUUUGAUGAUCUCUCUAGCCAGGGGCAGGACCAAAGGAGAGGGACCCUGUCCAGAUCCAUUUCCAACUGAAUAAAAUUGCCCUGAGCACUCUU
Lagenorhynchus albirostris (white-beaked dolphin) is the source of this 3248-nucleotide messenger RNA. RefSeq names its product post-GPI attachment to proteins 6 (gene PGAP6). NCBI's taxonomy places the organism in Eukaryota, Metazoa, Chordata, Mammalia, Artiodactyla, Delphinidae. The record is from RefSeq and is a predicted model, not a curated record. Gene Ontology annotation, cellular component: plasma membrane. The transcript has 11 exons. The coding region runs from base 763 to 3129 and encodes 788 amino acids.